This is a messenger RNA of Zootermopsis nevadensis, 4816 nucleotides long. Its product is annotated as signal peptide peptidase. The record is from RefSeq and is a predicted model, not a curated record. Lineage: Eukaryota; Metazoa; Arthropoda; Insecta; Blattodea; Termopsidae. Gene Ontology annotation, cellular component: membrane; cytoplasmic side of endoplasmic reticulum membrane; lumenal side of endoplasmic reticulum membrane. Gene Ontology annotation, biological process: membrane protein proteolysis. Gene Ontology annotation, molecular function: aspartic endopeptidase activity, intramembrane cleaving.
UGAAUGUUUGCCUUCACUAACUUGACAGUAGCGAAAACAUGGCAGACGUGGUAAAGGAAGUUGUUGGCCACGAUGAAAAUUUGACAGAAAGUGUCAUCAAUUCAACAACCAGAAUACCAGCAACGGCAGAAGGGAUGGCCGUUGCUUAUGGAAGUCUUGUUAUAAUGGCUUUACUUCCAAUAUUUUUUGGUUCUUUUCGCUCAGUGAAACACCAUAAGGAGCAGAAGGAAUCAGGAGAGAAGCCUGAAACUAUGUCACACAAAGAUGCUGCAAUGUUUCCUAUAAUAGCCAGUGCAGCACUAUUUGGAUUGUAUAUUUUCUUCCAGAUUUUUUCCAAGGAAUAUAUAAACUUACUGUUGACGGGAUACUUCUUCUUCCUUGGUAUCUUGGCGCUGUGUCAUCUUAUGAGCCCAGUAAUAAGUUCUCUGGUACCAGCUGCUAUUCCAAACAUUCCAUUCCACCUACACUUCACACAAGGUGGACCUGAUGGUGAUGAUGACCUCAUUAAUUACCGUUUCUCCUCCCAUGAUGUCGUCUGUCUUGUUUGCUGCUCGGUUGUAGGAGCAUGGUACCUUAUUAAGAAGCAUUGGAUUGCUAACAACUUGUUUGGCAUUGCAUUUGCCAUAAACGGUGUUGAGCUUCUCCAUUUGAAUAAUGUUGUGACAGGCUGCAUCCUCCUGUGUGGGCUGUUUGUGUAUGAUGUCUUCUGGGUAUUUGGGACCAAUGUUAUGGUAACUGUUGCCAAGUCCUUUGAGGCUCCAAUUAAAUUGGUUUUCCCACAAGACCUCCUCGAACAAGGAUUAUCAGCAAACAACUUUGCUAUGCUUGGUUUGGGUGACAUUGUAAUACCAGGAAUUUUUAUUGCUCUACUUCUACGUUUUGAUAAUAGUCUGAAGAGGAAUUCCAACACUUAUUUUUAUGUGACAUUCUUGGCAUAUUUCAUGGGUCUGAUGGCCACCAUCUUUGUGAUGCAUGUGUUCAAACAUGCCCAGCCUGCUCUUCUGUAUUUGGUGCCUGCAUGUUUAGGCACUCCACUGCUCUUGGCACUUCUCAGAGGAGAUAUCAAAGCAAUGUUUCAGUAUGAGGAUCAUCCAUCUGAAAAGGCAGCAGAAACAACUGGAAGUAAAACAGAUGUAAAGAAGGAAAAGUAAUAUGAAUACAUACAGAAUAUAAAUUUGGCAUAAUAAUUGAACAGUAAGGAAAAUGUAAAAUAUUAUUUGGAAAUAACCAGUACCACAGUUUCAGAAGUGGCCCAGAGAUGUAAUAUGUAAUUUAAUAAGGCAGUGGAUGGCUUCAAAUUACAUAAGUUUCUAUUUCAUUCUUUCAUUUUACUGGGCAGUUCAUGCAAUAUAUUUUAAUACAUAAAUGCAAAAGAUGGUGGCAUGCUUUUAUAACUGUGUAUAAGGUAUGCUUGUAUAUUGAGAAAUAUCUUUAUUUCACAAAGAUGGUUAUGCAGUGUUGCACAGAAAGUCGGUGACAUUACGCCAUUUGGUAAAUGUUGAAGUAAGAUUAUUGAUCUUGAUAAUUUUGUAUUAAAAAACAUUUUCAGUUUCAGAGCAAUCACCUGCAACCAAAGUUUUGCUGUAUUUCAGUUGCUUUGGAUUUGUUUAUAUUCAAGUUCUUUUCUGGUAUGUUUCAAGUUUAAUUGUUUGUGAAUGCCAGUUAGUUGAUCUAGAAUUCCUUAAGCUUGUAUAUAGUCCUCUGUAGAUUAAUAUCCAAUGAAAUGUAUUCUCAGUCAUCAAUUGUGAUAUCCUAUACAGACAUAACUUUUGAUGAUCAUAGAAUUUCCAAAACUUUGUAUGUACUUAAGAUUUUCUCUAAGGUCAGUGAUCACUGUCUACCAUUUUAUGGAAUAUAAACUGGGGUAAAACUACGGUAUCUGUACCUUCUGUAAACUGUAAUUGCAUUAUCAAUCCUGCAUAUGAACUCAGAUUUAAAAAUAAAUACAUAAAUGGGUAAUUUCUUCCAAGUUGCUUCCAAUAGAUUAAAAUACAUACAUUAAAAUGCAUUGAUGUCAUUCUUGCUUUAACAUGAAGCAAACAAGUCUUUUAUUAAAGACUACCUGAAUCUGGCACCCGCUCAUUAGUUUAAAUGUACAUUAAAAUACUGAAAUGUGUAUCAAGUCUAUUUGAAGGUCUCCAUCAAUUUAAAUAUAUUUUCCAGGCAAGAUAAGUUUCAGAUUAAAUUUAUGAGAUAUUUUUUACAUAUGCAUUUCACUGAUGUGCACUGCUGAAGCAAUUACUAGCAAGGCUGAAACAAUCUGAAGUAAAAAUUUAUGGAUCCACCUUGUGCAAGUAAAAUGAAAUAUGCCUCAUUUGUCCAACAUGUUAUGCAUACAAAUUUCACUUUGUUUUGUAGAUGUAACUAUAUGUUUGUACUGAAGAUUUUAAAACAUUCAGACAUCAGUCCUCGGAUAUGAACUUGUCUGGAAGAACUUUUCUCAUGUUUCACUGUAUUUUAUUCUAACUGUAUUUUCUUUCCAUGUUACCUGUGAAAUGUUACAUGUUCUCAUAAAAAUGUUCAAUUAAAAGUUGGCCACCUUAACUCUUUUGCACAAAAGCCAUUAUGCAUCGCACAGUUUUACUUGUCAUUGUCUUGUUGGGACAUUUAAGAUACCGGCACAUUAUUGUUCUGCACACUUUACAGAGUAAGUUAAAAUUGUAAAAGAUUGUUUAUUCUGGUUGUGUUUACGAACUGCCAUAAAACUGUCUUAAGAUCAUAAUUGUACAGAAUUAAAUUUCUAUCCAUUCUUACAUAAGUUCAGGUUAACAUUUUAAAUGUAAAUUCUUCAAAGCAUUAAUGCCAUUUAGAGUUUGUGUUUACUUUACUCUCAAUCCUUUGUUGUAUUGCCAAAAUAUUGUGAAGAUGAGUCCAGGAGCUUCCAUAUUCUGCGGGAAUUUGCUGGUAUAUUACAACCCUUUCUAUGCUAUGAGUAAGAUUUCUUGCUCAUGGACUACUACUUACUUCCCUGAACGUUGUAUAUGUUAAAUGCUUUCAAUGAAAGUAUAUUUUCCUUCCACCUCUUUAUAUUGUGGUUUUCAUUAGUAAAAAUUACAAACUACUAUGAAAACAAACAAGGUGGUUAUUUUAUAUGAGAAAUUUUAGAUUUUCACUGUGGUAAAGAUAUGAAGUGUGGUCUCAUGAGUUUGGAUGCUGUGCUGUCUUGUAGGUUAUUAAAUAUAAGUUGCAUGGCAUAAUAAUCCAUAAGAUUAUAAUCAAAAAUUAUUUUAUAAAUUAUGCUCAGAAUGGAAAGGUCAAUUCUUAUGUUUGUUCACUAUUGCUCUGUGCCUGUACACAGAGGCAAUGGAAUAUUUUCCUUUCAUACUGCACUUGUGAUAUUUUGUACUUAAUGAACAGUCUUAUGUCACAAUUUAGUGGAGUACUGUCAGUAUCAUCAAGAGUUUAUAUGUUAUUGUGGAAUUUCAGUUCAUAGUUGUUCAUGUUGCUUCAACCUCCAGAUUAUGUGGUCAGUAUGUACACAUGUGUAGUAAUGGUGGCUAUUCUACUUUUUUUUGUGCUUAUCAUAGGAGUGUGCAGGAGGAUACCACCACCACUUACACAUAUAUUCCAAAAUUGUGACAGGUUAGCAGAGGAAGAUAAAUUGUCUUGGAAUAAACUUCCAGUGGAAGUUUCAAUGUAAUGUGGCACUGGAACACACACAUCCCUCUUAUCAUUAUAUGGAAAUCUGCCACCUUAAGUCUUCCAAAUAUAAACCCUAAAAAGAGAUUUUGAUGUUCAAAACAUUCUCAAAAUGAACUGUAUGUUAGGUGCUGUAUCAACUGCAGAGACAUUUGGUGUCAGAUGAUGUGAGAGUAUAAUCAGAUAAGGUGAACUUGUCAGGAUUUGGGUGAAGUAGUAAUUACCUGAUAUGAGGAGCUAUCCCAGCAUUUGUGUAGAGGGAUAACCCUUGAUUCAGUCUACUUAGUCCCCCCUGUCAAAGUAAAUGGGAUCUGUGCUCUCCAAAUAAAUAUAUUCCAUUUUAUACUGUGCUGCAACCCACAAUAAGAUAAAAAAAUCUGAUUUCAGAAAGGUUAAAGUGGAAAUUCCAUCUAUCUCUGACCUAGCAAGGAAGUUCACAAUGUAGGACAGUUUACAAUAUCAACAGCUGCAAAUCAAAAAACAUCUUGAAAGUAGUAGUUUUUGCAGCAGAGCUCAUAUCCAUAGUUAUACAUUUGCAAGAUUUCCAUAAUAAAUUUAUUUAUGUGAACUUGACUGUGUGACUGCAAUGCAGGUAUUGUCAAAUACAUGAGCUGGGAAUAGGAUUAAGCCAUUGGCAGGAGCGCUGAAUGUUGCAUCUCUUCUUUAUAUGUCCAAGAUAGUCCUGGAGCCAUCAGAGAUGAGAGAAGGAUAAACAAACUACAAAUCACAAUCUAGUCUAGUAGAGGUUUCUCUCAUUGCAUUGUAUAUGCUAUGGUGAUUGGAUGAAGGUAAAUUUUAUCCCUUAUGUUAUUGCACAAUGUUUUGGCUUGCGCUUGACUAACGAUUCAUCUGACUUCACAAUGUAAUGUGUCAUAUUAAUCUAGCUUUCUCUGGUUAUUUUGCUACAAUCAGACUUUUCUAACUGACUCAUAUAUUACUGAUAAUUAAGCUCUUAGAAUUAUAUUUUGACCACAAAUCCCUGUGCCUCAAAAAAGUACAUCAAUUCAGAACCAUAUAAAUAAGCUACUUCUAUUUUAAAUCAGUAAUUUGUGGUCCAUUUGUAUAGCAUCUUCUGGAUGAUAUAACUUCAACAGAUGGCAAUGUCAGCAGAAAUUCAUAUUCAGAAUUGUCAGUGUAUGUUGCACAAAUAAAAUACUUGAUCUAUAAUUAAAAAUGA